This is a messenger RNA of Oryza sativa Japonica Group (Japanese rice), 3130 nucleotides long. RefSeq names its product V-type proton ATPase subunit a1. Gene Ontology annotation, cellular component: vacuolar proton-transporting V-type ATPase complex; vacuolar proton-transporting V-type ATPase, V0 domain. The record is from RefSeq and is a predicted model, not a curated record. NCBI's taxonomy places the organism in Eukaryota, Viridiplantae, Streptophyta, Magnoliopsida, Poales, Poaceae. Gene Ontology annotation, biological process: proton transmembrane transport; vacuolar acidification. Gene Ontology annotation, molecular function: ATPase binding; proton-transporting ATPase activity, rotational mechanism.
CGGUAUUGGCAGUUGCGCACUAGCGCUAUAGAAUUUCAGAGAAGGGAGAAAAAUAGAAUUGUUCGGAGACCGAACCCGCGGCCUCAGAUCUGAGACAAGCCACCGGGCUCCCUCUCCCUCCUCGCGCGCGCGGGGCCUUCGCGAACCUCCUGGAAGCUUCCGGAGGCGGAGGCGGCGGCUGCUCCGGGGAGAUGGGGGUGUUCGACCGGCUGCCGCCGAUGGACCGCCUGCGGUCCGAGAAGAUGUGCUUCGUGCAGCUCAUCAUCCCCGCCGAGAGCGCGCGCCUCGCCGUCACCUACCUCGGCGAGCUCGGGCUCCUCCAGUUCAAGGACUUGAAUGAGGAUAAGAGUCCUUUUCAGCGUAUAUUUGUCAAUCAGGUAAAGCGAUGCUCUGAAAUGUCACGCAAACUAAGAUUUUUCAAUGAUCAGAUCAACAAGGCAGGUGUAAAGUCCUCUGUUCGACCUGCAAUGCAACCAGAUAUAGAUUUGGAGGAGCUAGAGGCAAAAUUGCGCGAGCAUGAGAAUGAUCUGCUUGAGAUGAAUACAAAUAGUGAGAAACUACUACAAACAUACAAUGAGCUUCUUGAAUUCAAGAUGGUCUUGUCAAAGGCAGGUGGUAUUCUUGCUUCUUCUCACAAUCAUGCUGCUCCAGCUGAGCGGGAGCUAGAUGAACACAUAUAUGACAAGGAAAUGGAUGAUGGAAAUGCCUAUUUACUUGAACAGGGUGUGCAUCUAGGGGCUUCGGAGAAUUCUGGAGUGAAGUUUGUUAGUGGGAUUAUUUUAAAGUCCAAGGCAAUGGCUUUUGAGAGGAUGCUAUUCCGAGCUACAAGGGGGAAUAUGUUUUUCAAUCAGGCGCCUGCAGGGGAACCUGUUACUGAUCCCAUUUCUGGUGAAGAGGUAGAGAAAACUGUUUUCGUAGUUUUCUUUUCUGGGGAUCAGGCUAAAGCAAAAAUAUUAAAGAUUUGCGGUUCAUUUGGAGCAAGUUGCUACCCUGUUCCCGAGGAGAUGGUUAAGCAGAGACAGAUUUUUCGCGAGGUAUCUGGACGCCUUGCUGAUCUGGAAGCCACUUUGGAUGCUGGAAUCCAGCACAGAAACAAAGCACUAGAGUCAGUAGGUUCACAAUUAUGGAGGUGGACAAUCAUGGUGAAAAAAGAGAAAGCUGUAUAUGAUACAUUGAACAUGCUGAAUUUUGAUGUCACGAAGAAAUGCCUUGUUGGGGAAGGAUGGUGUCCUAUAUUUGCUAAAUCACAGAUCAAGGAUGUUUUGCAGCGUGCAACGCUUCACAGUAAUUCACAAGUUGGAAUAAUAUUUCAUGAGAUGGACACUAUUGAUUCACCGCCUACAUAUUUCCAAACCGAUAAGUUCACUAACGCUUUCCAGGAGAUAGUUGACGCAUAUGGUAUUGCUCGAUAUGAGGAAGCUAAUCCAGCUGUCUAUUCUGUCAUCACAUUCCCAUUUCUUUUUGCUGUGAUGUUUGGAGAUUGGGGUCAUGGUAUAUGUCUAUUGUUAGGAGCAUGUGUUCUUAUACUUCGUGAGAAGAAACUUUCCUCUCAGAAGCUUGGUAGCUUUAUGGAGAUGGCAUUUGGUGGGCGUUAUGUUAUCCUUCUGAUGGCAUUGUUCUCAAUAUACUGUGGGCUUAUAUACAAUGAGUUUUUCUCAGUUCCAUUUCAUAUAUUCGGGAAAUCAGCGUAUGAAUGUCGAGAGAAAACCUGCAGUGAUGCACAUACUGCUGGGCUCAUUAAAGUCCGUGAUCCCUAUCCUUUUGGAGUGGACCCAAGUUGGCGUGGAAGUCGAUCUGAGCUACCCUUUCUAAACUCCUUGAAGAUGAAGAUGUCUAUACUAAUGGGUGUAACCCAGAUGAACUUGGGGAUUGUAUUGAGUUAUUUUGAUGCAAAGUUUCAUGGAAAUGCUCUUGACAUAAGGUAUCAAUUCAUACCACAGAUGAUCUUUCUGAACAGCCUCUUUGGCUACUUAGCACUCCUAAUUCUCAUCAAGUGGUGCACGGGCUCUCAAGCUGACCUAUAUCAUGUGAUGAUAUAUAUGUUCCUUGAUCCUUCUGGCAAUCUUGGAGAAAAUCAACUAUUUUGGGGCCAGAAGGAACUUCAGAUACUUUUGUUGCUUAUGGCUAUUGUAGCUGUUCCGUGGAUGCUCUUCCCAAAGCCUUUUAUCUUGAAGAAACUUCACAAGGAGAGGUUUCAAGGUCACACCUAUCGCUUUCUUGGGACCUCAGAAAUGGAUCCAGAUUCUGAACCAGACUCAGCCCGGUCACGUCAUGAUGACUUCAACUUUAGUGAAGUUUUUGUGCAUCAAAUGAUACAUUCCAUUGAAUUUGUACUUGGCGCUGUCUCCAAUACUGCAUCGUAUCUUCGGCUUUGGGCAUUAAGUUUGGCGCAUUCUGAGCUAUCAACAGUCUUCUAUGAGAAACUGCUGGUACUUGCUUGGGGGUAUGACAAUCUUGUUGUGAAGUUAGUGGGGCUUGUAAUUUUUUCUUUUGCUACUGCCUUUAUAUUGCUGGGGAUGGAAUCAUUGAGCGCCUUCCUUCAUGCACUUCGUCUACACUGGGUUGAGUUUAUGAACAAGUUCUACCAUGGGGAUGGCUAUAAAUUCAGACCCUUUUCAUUCGCUCUGCUAGCUGAUGACGAAGACUGAUGCAUACAAAAUUCAGCAGAUAAAGAGAUUAAGCUUGUUUCUUGCCAUUUUUGGAGCACGUGAGUGGAAUUCUUUCGACCAAGAUGGGUUUCCCCAAUACACAGCAUUUUGUCAGACCGCCGGGCUUCUUCCGAACGCAUGUGUGCAGUCCUGGUUGAGAUUGCCAGCGUGGUGGGAGGAGAUUUUGUAAGUUCACGGCAAUACUGUAGAGGGCAGGUUUCUCGUACAGUUCCUCCAGUGGAGAAGCAGAUUAUAGAUGCUAACAACAAAGAUAGAAAUGUAGAUUUGCUAUGUCUACUUUUAGCUCUUAUACUUUGUCCAAGUGACUGUCCCAGUAUCCCUUACCACUUGAAAAUGGAAGUUGCAGUCGUUUUUUUUAAUCAUUACGUGAUUAGGUUGUAACGAAGGGUGACAAUUAUUGAACUACAAUGUUUGUCAAUUCAAAUAAGAAAAGCUAAAGCAUAUAUGGUUUCCCAAGAUGU